AUGGCUGGCAGCCUGUUUGGAAGGCUGUCCCUGGAGGAGGGGGACUCAGCCAACUCCCUGGAGGGCCUGGAUAUCAAGCUGGGGGGAGAAGCCAUGCAUCAGGCGCUGGACACACUGAGUGACAGCACGAGCUCCACAACUGCCAAUGACUUGGACCUCAUCUUCCUCAAAGGCAUCAUGGAGAGCCCAGUGGCCCAUGAGCGGUUUGAAGAACCCAAGCUCGAGGCUGUGCGUGAGAACAACGUGGAGCUGGUCCAGGACAUCCUCAAGGAGCUCAGCCCGCUCAUGCACAGGAGCCAGGCAGCCGACGAGCUCGUCCGCAUCCUGAAGGAACCCCACUUCCAGUCCCUCCUGGAGACCCAUGAUUCUGUGGCGUCCAAAAACUACGAGACUCCCCCUCCCAGCCCCUGUUCCUUCAUGGACGCGGCCCUCAACAACCAGCCUGUUCCACCAGAUGCAGUCAGGAUGGUCGGCAUUCGCAAGGUGUCUGGCGAGCACCUGGGAGUGACUUUUCGAGUGGAGAGCGGCGAGCUGGUGAUUGCCAGGAUCCUCCAUGGCGGCAUGAUCGACCAGCAGGGCCUGCUCCACGUGGGGGACAUCAUCAAGGAGGUGAACGGCAAGGAGGUGGGCAACGAUCCCAAAGUGCUCCAGGAGAUGCUGAAGGAGGCGAGCGGCAGCGUGGUGCUGAAGAUCCUGCCCAGCUACCAGGAGCCACACACACCGAGACAGGCCUUCGUGAAGUGUCACUUUGAUUACGACCCGUCCCACGAUAACCUGAUCCCCUGCAAGGAGGCAGGACUGAGCUUCAGCAGUGGUGAUAUUCUGCAGAUCUUUAACCAGGAGGACCUCAACUGGUGGCAGGCCUGUCACAUAGAGGGAGGCAGUGCAGGUCUAAUUCCAAGUCAGCUCCUCGAGGAGAAGAGGAAAGCGUUUGUGAAGAGAGAUCUGGAGCUCGCUACCACAGGUCCUCUGUGUGCAGGGAUGGGUGGCAAGAAGAAAAAAAAGAUGAUGUAUCUCACCACCAAGAAUGCAGAGUUUGAUCGGCACGAGUUGCGGAUCUAUGAGGAGGUUGCCAAAGUCCCGCCCUUCAGGAGGAAGACGCUGGUUCUGAUUGGAGCGCAAGGUGUCGGCCGUCGGAGUCUGAAGAACAAGCUGCUGGUGUCGGAUCCCCAACGCUACGGCACCACCAUCCCCUUCACUUCCAGAAAACCAAAGGUGGAUGAGAGGGACGGCCAGAUGUACUCCUUCAUGACUCGCAAUGAAAUGGAGUGUGACAUCAAAAAUGGCCGUUUCUUGGAGCACGGCGAGUAUGACGGGAACCUGUACGGCACCAAGAUCAACUCCAUACACGAGGUGAUAGAAACAGGAAAGAUCUGCAUCCUGGAUGUCAACCCACAGGCUCUGAAAGUCCUGCAGACGUCUGAAUUCCUGCCCUAUGUUGUGUUCAUUGAAGCGCCGGACUUUGAGGUCCUCAAAGCCAUGAAUAGGUCAGCGAUUGAGUCAGGAGUGGUCACCAAACAAUUAACGGACUCUGAACUAAAGAGGACGGUGGACGAGAGCGAGCGCAUUAAGAGAGCCUACGGACAUUACUUUGACCUUUGCAUUGUGAACGACGGCCUCGAAGCGGCGUUCCGAAGUCUACGGUUGGCGCUGGAGAAACUGUCAACGGAGCAGCAGUGGGUGCCUGUCAGCUGGGUCUUCUGAAAGCCACCUCGAGCUCAGGUGCCAGGGUCGCAGGUGGAAGGUGGAAGGACGAUUUCACAUUGGCGGCUCCAGAGAGCGCUGUUUCCGUAGAGCCGUUGGCGGUGGAUGUGUGUAGUGAAGGAGCCGAGCAUCAUGAUUCAGUGCAAAUGACCAGCCUCAUGUAGAGCAGUUUUGUACAAACUUAGUGUUCCUCCGUUGAGCCUAAUGUCAAGCUGUAUUUAAUUUGUCAGAACCCGGAAUAAUUCUAUUGAUGUUUGUUGAGAAGGAUUUAGAGUUGAUUAUGAGGUUUAGUGCAAUAGUGUGAGUGAGUGUGAGCGUGUGUGUGUGUGUGUGUGUUAUCAUAAACGUGGAUAUAGAGUAACGCAUAUGUUUUGCAAGUAACAGUGCUCUGUUGGAGGUUUUUUCCUUGAAGGACAUUAAACUUUUUAGCCUUUACAAAUCUUAAAUACUUUAUGUAGUGUAAUGUUUACAUGGGAUUGGUAGGACAGACUGGUUGAGGAAAGAUACCAAAUGUCAUAUUUGUAUCAAAUUCUCUAUCUUUUACCAUUUGAUCACACAGUAUGAUUGUAUGUGUUCAGAAAUGUGCUUAAUCUUGUACGUCUCCACAAAUCUGAAAACUGAACAGCAAUAGAUAAUCUUAAAUAUACAUGCAAUACAUCUAUUGACACACACUCUAAUGUGCACACAUGGCGAUAUAUACAUAUAUAUAUAUAUACAGAAACAAAGUGAGAGCAGUGGAAGACAUUCUUGCUGAGACGUUUUGCAUUUGUCUCGGUUUGUUUUAUUUCCUUUCUUUAUGUUGAGCAUUUGCUGUCCCGUUGCUGGUGAAGCUCUGGUCUGUUUGACAGUGAAAAGAUCCGGCCAGUGGAUCACAGUGUCGGACUACUGACUGCUUAAUUCUCUUGGAGUUGUAUUUGUAGCAUCAAAAACACUUAAACCCUAUUUCAAAAAAAAAAAAACAAGAAAGAAAAAUACCUGAAGAAGUAGCCUACAGUAUGCACCGAUUGUAUAAUGAAGGCAAACAUUAUAUAACUAAACAUUACCGGUCGGACAGUUGGUGAAAGUACUUUUUUUGUUUUGGUUUUUGAUGUACAAACAGUAAAAAAUAUUUAUCAGUGGCUUCUAAUUCAUGCUUACUUUUGCCUUAACAUGGUUCAAAAGCCAAGGAAACACUCUAUUUUUUCAUCAUGGAACAUUUCACUUCUGUCACUGUACAUGUUCCUUCUUAGAAAAUAGAAAAAAAAUAAUUCUGGCAACUUAUUUAAUAUUUAUUUUAUUUUUCCCUUCAACCUGUAAGUACUGUAUUGUAAUAAAGAGUGUAUAGUAUAACAUAGAGAAACACUUGGUGCUUUGAUGACUCUGCCGGUUUGUAGAUGCAGUCGGACAACUACACUGUAGUUUUGAUGUUCAUAUAAAAAUGUAUUAAAAAUGGAAAUUGUGCAGAA
Molecule: messenger RNA, 3149 nt
Organism: Stegastes partitus (bicolor damselfish)
Lineage: Eukaryota; Metazoa; Chordata; Actinopteri; Pomacentridae
Gene: mpp2b
Product: MAGUK p55 scaffold protein 2b
Exons: 12
Coding region: 1-1704 (567 amino acids)
Molecular function (GO): protein binding
Source: RefSeq, a predicted model, not a curated record